AUGGACCCGUCACAAGUCAAGAUUCCUCCCAUGAAAGACCUCACCGUCGACAACAUCACGGAAAACGUCCUCACCAUCAACUCGCUCUGCGAAGACGAACGCAUGAAAUACGUCCUCGAGCGCCUCGUCACUCACCUCCACGACUUUGCGCGCGAAACCCGUCUCAGCAGCGCAGAAUGGAUGACCGGCCUCCAAUUCCUCACCGAAGUCGGCCAAAUCUGCACCUCCGUCCGACAGGAAUUCAUCCUCCUCUCCGAUAUCCUGGGCCUCUCCAUCCUCGUCGACUCCAUCGACCAUCCCAAGCCCCCCGGGUCCACGGAAGGGACCGUCCUGGGUCCGUUCCACACGCACGACGCAGAGGAAUUGCGCAAUGGAGAGGCCAUCUCGCAUGAUCCCAAGGGGGAACCGCUCUUGGUCGUGUGCACGUUGCGGGAUACGGAGGGUCGGCCGAUCGAGGGCGCCAAGAUUGAUAUCUGGGAGACCGACUCGACAGGCCAUUAUGACGUGCAAUAUGCGGGAAGGGAGAGUCCCGACGGCCGCUGUGUGAUGCGAUCUGAUCCCGACGGCGUCUUUUGGUUCAAGGCCAUCACGCCGGUGCCGUAUCCGAUUCCACAUGACGGUCCCGUAGGCAGGUUGUUGAAGAAGUUGCAUCGUCAUCCGUAUCGCCCGAGCCAUAUGCAUUUUAUGUUUGAAAAGGAGGGUUACGAUCAUUUGAUAACAGCCCUCUACCUCCGCAACGACCCUUACGAAACAUCCGACGCAGUCUUCGGCGUCAAAGAUUCAUUAACCGUCGAUCUUGGAAAAGUCGGCCCCGAAUACGCCCAGAAAUACAAUGUGCCCGAGGGACAAGCACUCCUCACAUAUGACUUUGUCUUGGUCUCGGACGAGGAGACCAAGGAGCUGCGAGCACGGAACUCCAUCAUGGCGCUGGAUAAGCUUGGGCGGAAGGUGAAGAUUGUGAAUGGGUUGCCCGUGCCCGAUUUGGAUUGA
Messenger RNA from Penicillium diatomitis, 990 nucleotides. RefSeq names its product intradiol ring-cleavage dioxygenase. The transcript has 2 exons. Gene Ontology annotation, molecular function: ferric iron binding; catechol 1,2-dioxygenase activity. Gene Ontology annotation, biological process: catechol-containing compound metabolic process. Lineage: Eukaryota; Fungi; Ascomycota; Eurotiomycetes; Eurotiales; Aspergillaceae. The record is from RefSeq and is a predicted model, not a curated record. The coding region runs from base 1 to 990 and encodes 329 amino acids.